AUGCCUCUCACGAUACUCUCCGACUCUAAUGUCAAGGAGCUUCUCAACAACAUCACAGCCGGAGAUGUAGAGCUAUUUCAGGUCUCUUUACAGCAGGCCCUCCAUGAAUACUCGACCGGGAUCCGGGAAGAUGGCAGUGUGUCCAACGUUCAACCAGAGCGAACAGUGGUGGAAAAUGGAAAAGGAAACACAACCCUAUUCAUGCCCUCUACGAGCUCAUCUGGAAUCGGGGUUAAAGUGGUCACUCUCGCAACCCCAAGAGAUGAUGCCUCCGACUCGGCCUCGGAUGAUUCCGACAACAUUGCUCCUGCUCCUGUCAACAUAGUCACAACUCCCCAAGGGGCCCUUACACUGAUGGAACCUGAUGGCAGACCUAUGGGCUUUGUCAAUGCUGAGGAGUUAACCGCAUUCCGAACCGCCCUGGUGUCCUCCCUCCUCCUGACGCGCCGCUCGAAAGUAAAGACAUUGACAGUAUUCGGGGUCGGCAGGCAAGCACAUUGGCACGUCCGACUUGCGUUGCUUCUCCAUGGCAACACUAUAAAGCAUGUCCAUUUUAUCAACCGCAGUUUUAGCGACCGUGCAAAUCUGACAAUGAAGGCUUUCCUACAAUUCGACCCCGCAGUCAAAGAAAGGGAGGGUUGGGCCAACACAGCAUUCGGAAUGUUAACUCCAGGAUAUGGCGAAUAUCAUCGUCUAAUCAAGGAGCAACUCCGUGUCGCCGAUGUGAUAUUCUGUACAACGCCUAGCACAGAACCCCUCUUUGACCCCCAGAUCCUAACCAGCACGGAAGGCCGCAAAAGAGGCCGCCUCAUAGUCGCCGUUGGCAGCUAUAAAAAACAUAUGAUUGAGCUACCGCCAGAAAUACUCAAACAAGCUGUACAUAUCAGCUCAGGCCACCAUUUCCACAAACACGCCGAGGAAGGCCAGGUCGUUGUCGUUGAUACACUGGCGUGCGUGACGCAGACGGGCGAGCUCACACAGGCAAAUAUCAAGGAGAAACAAACUGUGGAGAUCGGUGAACUGGUCAUGCUUUCCCGCAUGGAUCCAAACUUACAUGCAGAAGACUCGCCUACCUUAGCAGGAAGCCCUCCCGAAUCAAGCGAAAUGUCCCUCGAAUCCCUCAAUAUCGGGGAUGCAGCGCCUGGAAGCAGUCUUGCCCGGGCGUUCCGCGAAAGUACGUCCUCACCGCCAGAUACUGCAGGAAACCGCUCAGGCUCCAAAUCUCCUCACCGCAAAUCAUCAUCGCUUUGGAAUCAUAGGCGAAGUGGGAGUUUCACUUCGCUUACUAAGAAGAAGAAACAGACGGAGAAAGAGGAUGAGAUGAGCAGGUGGUUGAGUCGGGGUAAUGUCAUUUAUAAGAGCGUGGGCUUGGGGUUGAUGGACUUGGUUGUGGGCAAGGAUUUGGUGAAAUUGGCAAGGGAGAAGGGGGUUGGUAUUGAGGUUAAGGAUUUUUGA
Messenger RNA from Venustampulla echinocandica, 1455 nucleotides. Its product is annotated as NAD(P)-binding Rossmann-fold containing protein. Gene Ontology annotation, cellular component: cytoplasm. The coding region runs from base 1 to 1455 and encodes 484 amino acids. The transcript has 2 exons. The record is from RefSeq and is a predicted model, not a curated record. Lineage: Eukaryota; Fungi; Ascomycota; Leotiomycetes; Helotiales; Pleuroascaceae.